UGUAGAUCUGACUUUAGUAAAUGGAGCAUCUGUCAGUGAAGUGAAUCGAAGCAACAUGUUAAAAAUGUGCAAGGGUGUCAUUCAAGUUCAGCUGAAAAACAAUUAUUGUCACUGCAUAGAUGAGGCAGUUUUUUUCUUUAAUGCUGAACUUGUCAAGCUUGACCCAAAACGUGAAUGGUCCAAGUAUUCAGUUCCAGAAUUACAUCAGUGUGGAGAACUCUACAAUAUGCUUUCCAGUUCAAGCCUUGAACUUCGUAUUUUGGCUGCCAAGUCUAUCCAUUUGCUUUUUGUUCAGAUGGAAGGUGUUUUUCUUGAUUCGAAACAUCAUGAUGAUGUAUUUCAGUCUGUCUACCAGACUCUGCUGGAAGCUCGUACUGUUCAUGGUUCUGUUCCUGAUGAUUUCCAGCCAGAUGAAGGCAACACUAGAGUUGCAACAUACCUUCUCACAUUGGGUAUAAUUGCUGUGACGUCUGCCUACUUAGAAACUAAGAGCUUGUAUGCACUUUGUGUAGCUGUUGUGCAGAGUAACAUUGAACCACUGGUUGUUUCUAAAGUCAUCAGAAGGAUAGCAGCAUCAAGGAAUAUGUCACUGAAACUAUACAUGAGACAGCAUCUUCCUUACUUGGCAACACAAUGGUUACAAGAUCAAAAAGAUUUUCAAAUGUUCCCUUCAUGUCUUUUGGAGACAACAAAUUUCAAGUCACUCCUAGAAGAGAAUUUAGACCUACUUUUACCAGUGUUGCUAGAGUUUAAUAUUCUACAGCCUUUGGAAGCUCUUUGCACUGAUAGUGAAAAAGCUAUAAAUGACCUCUUGAUUGAGCAUUUUCCAGUAUUGAUGGCCCAUAUUUUCCCUUACAUUGCUGUCGAGACUUAUUCUUUGGAAAAUGUUAUAGAAAAUGCAAAGAUUAAGAAUGCCAAGGGCCGCUAUAAAUUACUAGAAAAGUCACUUGGAAAACAGAAUUUUAACAUUUUGGUUACGAGAUAUAUUGGAGACAUAACUCUAAAUAUUGUGAAAUUAGUGCAUGACCCAAGCAUCUGUAAAGAAGGAUUGGUUAUAGAACCCAAUCCUCCUCAUUUCCUUCCCAUUGUGAUAGAGCAUACUUUGAAAUUCAUUGGAGACUUGUUUGAGAAUAAAACAUUAGCAGGUGUUCUGAACAGCAAUGGAAGGGAGCUUCAUAAAGUAAUUUUUGGGGUCUCGGAGUACCUUGCUAAAGCUUCUAUGCCCCAUGACGCUGGACGAGCUCUGUCUGCAAUUUGUGCUCUGGUUGAAGUAAUGUUAUUCCAGUCCAACAGAGAACUUGAGGAUUCUGCUCUGUAUACUAUUCAGAUAUUAGUACACACACUUACUUUUUAUAUAGGUGACCUCUGUAAAAAGGGUUGUUUCUUGGCAGAUUAUAACAACCAAAUACUUAAAAAGGUGUGCCGAUAUUCUAUUGAAAAUUAUCCAGAGUGUCUCAGUACAUGUCUUCCAGUCUUGAUAUCAAGAUUACUGCCCUUCACAAAGUCAUCAUCAGAGAUCUGGCGGUCUGCAAAUGAGGUAGUAGAACUUGUCAUGAGCAGUACAAACCCUGAAAUACAAAACGUCAUAAUCCGUUUGCCGUCUCUCCCAGAUGAUGAUGAGUUUUCUUGCCUUGAUUCACUUCGUAAUUUCCAUGAUCAGCUUGUGGCUGAAAAUCUUGGCUACCUGGCAUUAUAUGAAAAAGUUGAAACGUUUUUGUCCCAGACUAAAGACUAUGCAGAUCCUCAUGUUUUGACCAAUCUUUGGAAGGAGAUUACAAGAAGUAGGAAUGAAAUUGCAUCCUUAUACAAAAAGUUAAAUGCAAAUGAGGAAAGUUUAGGACAUCAGCUGACAUAUCAUUUAGUGAGCUUGGCUUCUUCAUUGGAUGAGAAGAUUGCUAUUGAAGCUAGUAGAUGUCUGGGAGAGCUUGGGCCUGUUGCUCUUGGAUCACCAGUCUUUUCUUUAGUAGAUAAAAAUCCUUUAAAGUUGCAGCCACUGGCUCGCACAGAUGGCAGUUCAACUUCUCAGUUGAUAUCAAUUUUGAACAGGUACCUUACUACUGACCACAUAGAUAUUGUUGAAGCUGCCAGCAAUGCUUUAUAUAAAAUCUUAGCCACUCAAGAUGGCUAUAAAGCUGCUCGUAGUCUUGAAGAAGGCGUUUUUAAGGCAUUAUAUCCCUUCAUAUCUCGUCAUAAGUCUAAAGCUGGUUCUCCUAGUGAUACUGGCAUUGAUGGUGCUACAUAUAAGAUCAUUGUUGAAAACUCAGAAAAGUGGAUUGGUGAAAGUAAUUUCGAAAAGUGGAUAUGCAAUCUGACAUGUUUGUUAAUUGAAGCAGGGUGUGGUAGUGAGAUUAUGACGUAUGCACUUCCAGUUUGUAGAAUAAAGCCUGAGGUCUGCAUGUUUAUUCUUCCAGUUGUCAUUCAUAUGGCAGUAAAAACAGACAAAAUAAGUAGAAGAGAUGUUAUAUCCAAUCAGUUUACAAUAUUUUUUCACAAGCAUUGCACUGAAUUAAAGCGCUCUGCAUCAGAACAAAAGGGGACUCCAAGUAUAUGCAUGGACAAGAAUGCAAUUCAAGUUCUUUUAAAGGUAAUAAAUUACCUCAGAGCCCAGACACCAGCUGUAGGUUUUACAAAAAGUCAAAGAUGCACUCCAUGGGAUAGAAACCUCUGGCUGAAAGUAAAUUACUUGGAAGUUGCCCAAGCAGCAUAUUACUGUGGUGCAUACUUUUCAGCAAUUCUGUUUCUAGAAAUUCAUUGUGAAAUUUUGCUUUCGGAAGCUCAUGAAAAACACCACAAACAAGUAAACAAUAGACAGAUGUCAAGGCUUCAACGUGUAUCAUUUCAUAAAGAUUCUUCUGUGAUGCAAAAACUAUUGUUAAAAGUGUACAGCAGUCUUGGAGACAGUGAUGGAGUUGAGGGAUGUGGAGGUAGUGCAAAAUUGUUGGAUCCUUCAAUUCGAGGCAUACGUAGUAAGCACAGGGGCCAGUGGAUAAAAACUCUUGAAAUUCAUGAUGCAGCUAACUCAUUAACAGUCAUCUCUAUCUUAUCAUUUUACUUCAAUUUCUCCAUAAUAUGGAUGAAUUUACAAAGUGAUUGUACAAGCGAGGGUUACUUGGAGAUUAUUCCUGCUUGUGUACCACAUGCAAAGCCAGAAACAGAUGAUUCCUCCAAGAUGGAAUCAACCAGAGAACUGGACAACUGA
Molecule: messenger RNA, 3199 nt
Organism: Macrobrachium nipponense
Lineage: Eukaryota; Metazoa; Arthropoda; Malacostraca; Decapoda; Palaemonidae
Product: serine-protein kinase ATM-like
Exons: 19
Coding region: 56-3199 (1047 amino acids)
Biological process (GO): DNA damage response
Molecular function (GO): protein serine/threonine kinase activity
Source: RefSeq, a predicted model, not a curated record